AUGACAGAGGAGGCCCACACUACGCCGGCAUGGGACUCGCACCCGCCGGACAAUGCAGACUCCCAAUCACCUCCGCAGCCGCACGUCCGAGCCCUCUCCCCCACAAGUCCAACAGUUCAACUCGUCGAAUCAUCCUCAACCCCUGCAGCUCUAUCACCCCCUCACCGCGCCUACUCUCCUCCCCCUCGUUCCAGUUCCGAUUCCAUAGGUCGCCUUAGCGACUCAAGAUGGCCCGGCUUGGAUAGCCUCCCCACACUUGAACGGAAGGACACAUUCACAUCCUCGAUUCCUAAUGGUGACUUGGUGGAACCGAGCUUCGACGAGAACGCGCUCAGGGCACUCUGCGAGCUGGACUGCGGCGUGCCCCUGCUCCUAGACCGGAUUAAGCAGAGCAUGGUUUCAUGUCGGGAAGUUUCCGUGUUCUUCAAGAAACGCGCCGUGUUAGAGGAGGAGUACGGAAAGAGUCUGCAGAAGUUGUCACGUACGACCUCUGAGGUGUAUGCAAUGAACGAUGGCAAAGCAGGGUCGUUUGUCAACGCUUGGCAGACGUCAAUGAAAACCCACGAGGUUAUGGCCGAAAACCGGAUCCGCUUCGCACACCGUCUCAACGAGAUGAGUGAAGAGCUCGCCCAGCUAGCCAAAGAGGUGGACAAAAAUAGGAAGCAGACUAAAGAGCUCGCUACCCGAUAUGAACGUGCACUACAGGAUUCAGAAAUGAUCAUGGAGAAAUCGAAGGCGCGGUUAGAUAUGAACUCGGAAGAACUGGAGCGCGUUCUUCUCCAGAAAGAAGGCGAGUCGUACAAGGACAACGCUGUACAGACCAAGCCCCCAAGCGGGGCACCCGGAAAACGUGUUCUUGGCAAGGCGGUAGCGAAGGGUGGUCUGCUCUUGAAGGGCAAGAAUCCUGGCAACAUCCUGCGACAAGAGGAUGACAUCCGGCUACGGGUAUCGAAUGCUUCAGAUACGUACCGCAAAGCUCUCAUUGAUACCCAAACUAUGCGGCAAGAGUACUUUAACUUCCAGCUUCCCCGCAUAUUACGGUCACUAAAGGAAUGCACCGAUGAGAUUGAUCUCGGCACGCAGUAUCAUCUCACACGAUACGCGUUUCUCUUCGAGAGUAUCGUGCUCAGUGAUGGGUCUACCCUGGUCCCGCCGCCAACAGAGGAGGGCCUACCGUCUGGCGCCGGCCUGAAGUCCACGUUGGAAUCUAUUGAUAAUCGCGCCGAUUUCAAGCUUUACAUGCAGAAUUAUGCCUACGCCCGCGGCAGCGCACCGCUACGCGGGCCUCGUCGCGACGGUCCCGCAGAAGAAGGUUUCGUACGUCCAUUGUAUCCUUUCACUCGUCUCGUGAGUCCACAGUCCGGUGGCUUGCACAUGCCAGACCGCGGGCGCCCGACGUUCGGCGUCGACCUCGCCGAGCAAAUGGCACGCGACAACGCCGAUGUACCAUCCAUUCUUGAAAAGUGCUGUGCAACGAUCGAACGACAUGGUCUGCGGUCUCAAGGCAUAUAUCGGCUGAGUGGCAUGGCGCGCAAGGUGAACACACUCAAGGAGCGGCUUGACAAAGACAUGGAUAAUGUGAACCUGGACGCGGAGGAAUGGAUCUCGGACAUCAACACCGUGACGAGUGUGCUGAAGAUGUGGCUCCGAGAGCUUCCAGAGCCGCUGAUGACGUCGCAGUUGCAUCAAGGCUUCGUUGAUGCUGCUAAAAUCGAGAAUGACCGGUUACGGCAUAUACGGCUGCACGAGCGCGUCAAUGACCUUCCAGACCCUAAUUAUGCUACGCUCAAGUUCUUCAUGGGACACCUUCACAAGAUCGUGCAAUAUGAAGCGGAGAAUUCGAUGUCUAUCCAGAACAUUGGUAUCGUCUUCGGACCAACGCUCUUCGGACAACAGGUUCCCACGGCCAACGGGGCCGCGUCAGGUCACGCCAACGGUAUGGCCGAUACCCCGCACCAAAAUAAGGCCAUCGAAACCAUUCUCGAGCACUACACGGAUAUUUUCGUCGAUGAGGGCGAAGCGUCGUAG
Coniophora puteana RWD-64-598 SS2 is the source of this 2028-nucleotide messenger RNA. RefSeq names its product RhoGAP-domain-containing protein. Lineage: Eukaryota; Fungi; Basidiomycota; Agaricomycetes; Boletales; Coniophoraceae. The transcript is spliced from 13 exons. Gene Ontology annotation, biological process: signal transduction; regulation of GTPase activity. The record is from RefSeq and is a predicted model, not a curated record. The coding region runs from base 1 to 2028 and encodes 675 amino acids. Gene Ontology annotation, cellular component: cytoplasm.